GGCCUGCCUCCCGGCCCGGCCAUGGCGUCCUACUUCGACGAGCACGACUGCGAGCCCGGAGCCCCGACGGGGGACCCGCUGCCGCCGCGCCGCGCCCUGCUGGAGCUGGCCAGGUCCCUCUUCCACGGCCUGGAGAUCGACGUGGACGCCCUGGAGGGCAGCGACUGGGACCACCGGCUUCCCCCGCCCGCCGCCAGGCGCGCCGUGGAGGGGCUGCCCGAGGUGCGGGUGGGCGCCCCGCAAGCAGCGAAGGGGCUCCGGUGCCCGGUGUGCCUGCUGGAGUUCGAGGCGGAGGAGGCGGCGCGGCAGAUGCCCUGCCAGCACCUCUUCCACGCCGGCUGCCUCCUGCCCUGGCUCGGAAAGACCAACUCCUGCCCGCUCUGCCGCCACGAGCUGCCCACCGACGACCCGGACUACGAGGAGUACAAGCAGGAGAAGGUCCGGAAGGAGCAGCAGGUGCACCGACUGGAGUAUCUCCAUGGCGCCAUGUACACGUGACCCCCGGGGCCCGAGCGGCUUCCGGGGAGGAGAAAAGCCCCCCGCCCACCCACCCCGCCCGCUAACCUCCUCGGCGCUUCUUCCUAAGCGAGCCCUCCGAUGCGCGGAGCCCAGAGCGGCCUCUGGACAAUGAAGGCGGGCCGGUCUUUGGUUCCAGGCUGCCUCCCCAAAGGGGCUCCGUGCAAGCCAGCUGGUAAGAGCGGUCAGUGGGUUUCUCUCCGCCCGCCCCCAUGGCCGUAUGGCCGCCUAUCCAGCCGUGGCCGUUCCCAGCAUUUGCUGCAGGCUGGAAAUUGGGCUUCUCCCUGGAAGCUGCCCGCUGAGCCGUCACGUGGGGAAGAGAGAAGGAGGCAAGCUGCCAAGGAGAAAAACCGCGUGAAGGGCUAUCUAUCUAGGAAAUACAUAAUAAACAU
This is a messenger RNA of Pseudonaja textilis, 908 nucleotides long. It is a transcript of the gene RNF181, whose product is annotated as ring finger protein 181. The record is from RefSeq and is a predicted model, not a curated record. Gene Ontology annotation, biological process: protein ubiquitination. Lineage: Eukaryota; Metazoa; Chordata; Lepidosauria; Squamata; Elapidae. Gene Ontology annotation, cellular component: cytoplasm. Gene Ontology annotation, molecular function: ubiquitin protein ligase activity.